Molecule: messenger RNA, 783 nt
Organism: Asparagus officinalis (garden asparagus)
Lineage: Eukaryota; Viridiplantae; Streptophyta; Magnoliopsida; Asparagales; Asparagaceae
Exons: 3
Coding region: 73-618 (181 amino acids)
Source: RefSeq, a predicted model, not a curated record
CUACGGAUUCUCUCUCGCUCCGCCUCCGAGCCUGACGUCUUCGGUGCGGUUAGUGAUGACGCUGAAAUCAAGAUGCAAAUUUCCCUCCCCCGUCCUCACACGUUCACCGACGGUGGCUUCUUCUCGUCGCCGCCUCCGCCCAAUUUCAUGGAGGAGGCGAAGGUGGUUGUGAGCGUCACAGUGGAGGGGAGCCCGGGCCCGGUGAGGGCGAUGGUGAAGCUCGGUGCCACCGUCAAUGAGACCAUCGGAGUUGUCGUCGAUCGAUACAAGAGAGAAGGGAGGAGUCCGAAAUUGGAUCAGGAGAGGGCGGAUUGUUUCGAACUCCAUCACUCCCAUUUUAGCUUAGAAAGUUUGAACAAGAGUAACAAAAUUGGAGAAGUAGGGAGCAGGAGUUUCUAUCUUCGCAAGAGUUUCGACGGCCAAAGUUUCGACUCUCCAAGCGACGGAAGAGACUCGAUGAGAGGCAGCGAAAUCGAGCUUCCAGAUCAUUGCACGCUUCAGGUUGUUCCUCCUCCUCCUGCUCAACUUUUCUUCUCUUUUAUAGCUAAAAGAUUAAGCAAGAUGAAGCGGAGAACAAAAAAGCUUUGGAGGGUCGUUCUCUGCAUAACUUGUAUGUAACCAUAAGAAAAACUGUGAAUAGUUCUGAUCUAUAUAUCUCUAAGAUACAUAUUAGAUCUUUUGUUCAUAGAGAUGUCAACUGUAAUAUUGGCUGUCUAAUUAUGUGACAAGUGUAUUGUAUAUGUGAAAGUUUAGAUAAAGAAAGAAAAUGACGUUUGCUCUUGA